AUGUGCACAGCUGCACCAUCGCUUGUACCGGCACUGGAUCACCUUAUCCUGCUCGUCAACGACCCUCGAACAUCCUCCACGCAACGCAGCUCGGCGCUCGAGCGUGCUGUCCUCGUCUUUUCCGAACUUGGAUUUCAGGUGGUGCGUGGCGGAACGCAUGCUGAUGGCCUGACGUCCAACGUGCUUAUCGUAUUUCCUGAUGGAGUCUAUAUCGAGAUCAUCCAAUUCGAGCCGUCACCCUCCCCCGGAUCAGGCGAAAGCCAGCAUGACUUUGAAACAAGAAGAAAACAACAUUGGUGGUAUCACUGCCGACCAGGCUGGAUCGACUGGUGCUUGCUGGACGGAAUCAGCGACGGAGCCAUCGAGAGCAUCAAUGAAAACGCGAGCCGUUUGAGGCAGAGUGCGUUGCAAGAGCUGCUCAACAAGAAGCAAGAUGAUCAACAAGAGCGAGCUAGAGUGGUUGCGCCAAGACUGCUGUACCAACAACCGCAACAAGGUGGUAGGAUCACAACAAGAGGCGAUCAGAUCAAGUGGAAGGUCUCGUUUCCCUCUCCACGAGGCCCAGGAGAUCGGCUGCCUGUGGGCAACGUUCGUUCGCACGUACCUUUCUGGUGUGCCGACCUUACUCCACGUGAUCUUCGAGUACCUUUGACCUAUGCGCAUCACAACAACCACUCACCCGGCAUCGCUGAAAUCACCCUGCUGUAUGGAAACGAUACGGUGACAAAGUACCUCGACGUCUCACUGGCACUUCAUCAGCCCAUACAGCCGAAUACGCUGCCCAUCACCAACGACUUUCAACUUGUGCCUAACGAGAUUCCUUAUCGCCUCUUGUCGACACCUGUAUCAGCGAUCCACAAGCCAGAUGCCAAUGCAGCUACCAACAUUACGACGAGCUCGCAUCACGAAGCAUUGCAGACUAACAGGUUUGUUAGGGUGAUAGUCAAGGUGGCGGAAGACCCAGAGGAUCGAAGGUGGAUUGAAGAGCAUGGCGAAGGGCUGUACGAAGUUGCUAUCUAUGUGGCUGCGGAUAAGCUGCCUCCUAGUGGGCCACCUGACGGUAUCGAGCGAACCACCUUUGAAGCAGGGUUUGGUCGCAUCAGACUUAGCCCCGUUCUCCAUUAG
Molecule: messenger RNA, 1125 nt
Organism: Mycosarcoma maydis (corn smut)
Lineage: Eukaryota; Fungi; Basidiomycota; Ustilaginomycetes; Ustilaginales
Exons: 2
Coding region: 1-1125 (374 amino acids)
Source: RefSeq, a predicted model, not a curated record